AUGUUUGUGGCAGCGCCCGCGCACGCUAACCCAAUUCCGCUGGUAUCAGCUUUCACAAACUCACUCGAUGACGCGACGGUUGCGUCACAUCUCACUAACGGUACAUGUGAACUGCUGCUCUGGCGACAUUAUGUCAUUAAAGGGCCUGAUAUCAUAGCAACGACCAACGAGAUUACAAGUCGAGACAGUACAAUAGGCAGCGGCACUCAGCCUGCUUUCGGAACUCUUCGGUUUGCUUCGUUCCCCUACACUACCCACGAUUACGCAGAGCCUUUGCUUGUGACCUGGACUCUAAGUGUCUUAUUCGGUGGCGUUCAUCCUCGAUAUCGCGAGGUGAAUGCAGAGUACUGUACGAGUCAGAACGUUCGCAUACGUGGAAGCAAACCGGACUGGGGUACUCGAGUGAACUGUGAACCCAGAUACCUCCGCUGCUUCAGGCUCAUCAGUUUUAGUGUUGGUUCAAGUGACAUAGUGUACUUUGGAUGUUUCAAAUUUUCUAAUGGCAAUUGUGGAGUGAAAUAUAACGACGGAGACAUGAAUACCAGAGGUUGCCAUUCACACCAAGCAGGAUAG
This is a messenger RNA of Leptosia nina, 573 nucleotides long. The record is from the annotation of a GenBank genome assembly. Lineage: Eukaryota; Metazoa; Arthropoda; Insecta; Lepidoptera; Pieridae.